Molecule: messenger RNA, 429 nt
Organism: Hydatigera taeniaeformis
Lineage: Eukaryota; Metazoa; Platyhelminthes; Cestoda; Cyclophyllidea; Taeniidae
Source: the annotation of a GenBank genome assembly
GUAAGUCCUGCGGACGGUAAGGUGAUCUCCUGUGGGAAGGUCGAGGAAGGACAUUUGGAGCAGGUCAAGGGUCUGGCUUACACCCUGCGAGCACUUCUGGGUCCCCAUGGGUGGCUGGAGCGGCGCCAUGAUCUCAGUGUACGACGUGUCACCACCCUGCCUUCGCGGCUGGAUACUCUGUGUCGUGAAGGCGCAGCAGUCGAUGUGGGCGGAUCCACGAAGACACCGUCAUCUCAACAGGGAAGUUCUGAUGAGGCUCUCAAAAGCCUUUACCAUUGCGCCAUCUACCUUGCGCCGGGCGACUACCACUGCUUUCAUUCCCCCGCCGACUGGAACAUUGAUAUGAGACGGCAUUUUCCUGUGGCCUGUGAACCGAGUCACAGCUUUGAUGAACGACUUAACGGUGCCAGGAAGCCAGCUUUGGCAUAG